AUGCAGAGAAGACACAGCAGCCUGACAGAUAAUCCUCCUCCAGAGAGGAGUCGAAGCCAAAACUUGAGCUCUGACACCAGUAUGGAAGAUGGUGUGUUUAAUGGAUUAAAGCAAGACCCACCGUCAUCUCAGCAUCUCUUCUCAAGUCUAGCUGGUCUUCAGCCUGGGCCAAUCACAGUGCAGUCUGGUUUAGUACUGGGAUCCUCAGCAGGAGGGGGUGACGUAUUUAUACAAAUGUCUCCACCACUCAGAGAGGAAGCAAGUGGUCGCUCUGAAACCAGCAAACAGCAGCCACAGCCACCAGCCCACCACCAACAGCAUCACUUUCAACAUUCACAUUCCCGGUCAUCACUUCUGCAUGCAGCUGCUGGAGAACGUCACCGAGAGGAGAACAAUGAGGAACCAGGCACACCAGCACCAGCCUUGUCUGAACUUAGGGCCAUUGUCUCAUGGUUACAGAAAGGGCUUCCUUUCAUUCUAAUCCUACUAGCCAAAGUCUGCUUUCAACAUAAGCUUGGAAUAGCUGUUUGCAUCGGAAUGGCCAGUACUUUUGCCUAUGCUAAUUCUUCUGUCAAACACCAGGUGUCCCUAAAGGAGAAGCGCUCUGUUGUGACAGUGUUUUGGAUUAUUGUAUUCUUGAUGGGGAACACAUUUUACCUCCUAUAUAGCUUUCGGUCCCAGCAGCUGUAUUACAGUCUUAUCUUCCUGAAACCCAAUUUGGAGGGCUUGGAUUUCUUUGAGCUCAUGUGGAUAGUUGGCAUCUCGGACUUUGUUCUGAAAUACAUAACGGUAUCCUUAAAGUGUCUGAUCCUCGCUCUUCCUAGGAUUGUCAUAGCGGUGAAAUCCAAGGUAAAUGUAGAGCCUAAUAAUAUGUUUUGUGUACAUGACUCCAGUUCAUAA
This is a messenger RNA of Staurois parvus, 900 nucleotides long. NCBI's taxonomy places the organism in Eukaryota, Metazoa, Chordata, Amphibia, Anura, Ranidae. The record is from the annotation of a GenBank genome assembly.